This is a messenger RNA of Eruca vesicaria subsp. sativa (arugula), 1042 nucleotides long. The record is from the annotation of a GenBank genome assembly. NCBI's taxonomy places the organism in Eukaryota, Viridiplantae, Streptophyta, Magnoliopsida, Brassicales, Brassicaceae.
AUCACUCUUUGUCAGUCUUCCUCUCACUCUCAAUAAUCAAAACCGAAACAGGAGAAACAUCACCACCAAUGGGAUGUUUUAUGGGCUGUUUCGGUCUCUCUAACAACAAAAAACGCAGAAACUCCACCAGGAAGAUCCUGCCUCGACAUCAAAGAAUCUGUAGCUAUGAGCCUCUACUUUCUUCAGAUCCGUUAGAUGCAAGUACAGUUUCAGAUAACCCGGAAAAGAUCUUGAGUUCGAACCUCAGGUGUGAAGUGGAGACAGAGGAGAAGAAAGGAGCAAACAAGACGAGAAAGAAAGUCAGAUUUGACUUGAAUGUACAAACCUUUGAACCUGUUCCACCUUCAAGAUAUGAGAACUAUUGCAGUGAUGAUGAAGAUGGAAAAGGAGAACUAAGCAAGGCAUCUUCAGUGGAUCUGUCAAAUAGUUCUGUGUAUCCUUCGAACUAUAGAUACCACAAUUGUGUUGAUAGUUUUGAGGAUGAAGAUGAAUUGGGCUAUGAAGAGAGUGAUUUGGAGGAUGAAGACUAUUACACAGAUGAUGAAAAUGACUAUGAAGAUGAUGCUGAUGAUGAAGAGGAAGAGGAAGAGGAUUAUGAGGACAAGGACGUGACACCUCUUUUGAAUCCAGUGGAGAAUAUCACACAGUGGAAAGCUGUUAAAGCAAAGCCACUAAGAGCUAAACAGCUAAUGAAGGAGAACAAUGAUGAUCAAGCAAAACCGCUGCAGAAGGAGAUAAUAGUCAAUACUAGCCUUUCAAGUUGGAUAUCACCAUUUGUGGAUAUCACCAACAUGGAAAAGAGGUAAAAGUGGUGAAGAAGGAGAAGAAACAGUGUGUGUUUGUUAUUUGUUUUUAUAGCCUUUCUGAUUCUUUGUGUGUGUAAGGAUAUGAUUAUGAUUUGUUUAUUUUUUUUUUUCCACUGGUUGUUUUCUGCAACUAAAUCUUGAUAAAAGUUGUGAUCCUUUCAACGUUUUUUUGCAUUUGGUGUGGAGAACUUACAAUGUUGCAGAAAGACAUACAUAGUUGUUUACUAUCAAAACCU